AUGUCGCUGAGCACUGUUUUAGAGUUCAACAAACCUGAAAAGAUGAAAACCAACAACGUCCUUCUGGAGAUCGCUCGGAAAGUGGUCAACAGCAGCCCCGAGCCCAGGUACAAGAUCAAACUCCGCGAUGAAGUGCUGGCCAUGAAGGAAAAGGAAAGGCUGGGGUUUAAUUUUAACAGGUCGGUGACUGCCUCGCUCAAAUCACGCUGGAGUGUGGUAGAAAAGGCCACCAGAGACUACCUUCAAGAGAUCUUCGACAUGAAUGAUCAGAUUGAGGAAGAUGGUCGAAAGUAUGAGAAUCAACUCAUUAACCUCAUAGUAACUCGGACCACCAACCUCGGGCUUAAUUCCAGAAUCGAGCAAAUGGCUGGUCUGUUCAUGCACAUGAACUUCUACUGCACCGUGCUGAAAUUCAAGAUCCAGCAUCUAGAGCCAGCCCGAGCAUUCAUGUUCACCUGCAGUGACCUCAUGGGCUUCUCACGACCGUCGCAGCUAAUUGAUCGCUACGCGGCGCUGCAGCACGUCUUUUCUGAACUAUACAGCGACUACGAGGACCGGCAAAAUUUACUGAACCAUUUGACGGAGGCCCUGAGUGAGGUCAAAGCUGAGACGAACCACCGCAACAUGCUGAUGCACAACCAGAUGGCAGAAAUGCAUAGCAGGAUUAAACAUCUUCAAACUGAGUCAGCACAGAUAGAAAGAGCUAUACAAGACCAGAUGGAGAGCUCUACUGGUGCUAGCCUGGAGAUCUACAAGAUCAAAAACGCAGUUUACAACAUCUAUAUCACUAUGAUGACCUAUAGAGGUCUUGAUACCACACACAGCGACUCCUUCUCUCAGCUGGAGGAGCUUGAAGUCCGAGUCAGCCACACCCAAGCAGCAGUCAAGAUGCUACAAAUAGAGGAAUCGAAACGGCAGAGCAAAAAGAAAGCUCACAAAAAGCAAGAGGCAUUAGAUGCUCAAUUCGAAAGCGACGCAUUUUCAGACGGAAGUAGCGAUUAUGAAAGUGAGACCAGAAGUCGCAGAAGUGGGGAUGGAAAAGUCGGUUUCUCUGAAAAUGCGAACGCUUCUGCCAACGAAAGCAGUUCCCACACGGGCGGGUUGUAUGUGCCUAAGGGGCGAAACCCGUUGAAAAGAAAUGUGCUGAAACCUCGAUCUCUUGUGGUGCAUGCUGAGAAGGUUCCCCAAAGGCAUGUGCCUCUACCUCCAAUCGCUGCUAAAGAACCAGUAGCAGCUCCCAACUACAAGACAAAAUUGCAGCCAGAAAAUAACGUGCUGCUUCCGAAGCUGGACUUCAGCUCAAAUAAACCUUUAGAAACUGGAAAAGCAUGCAUGGAGGAAACAGGCAGAUCACCUGCAUCAUUGCCUCAAAUGUCUUCUAAGUCUAAUAGCAGUGGAUUUGCAGAGAGGCAUGGCAAAAUAUCACACAGAGCCAGCUAUCGUCAGGCAAGUAUCAUAAACAAUCUUCAGAAAAAUAACAAGGCUACAGGCAUAAGAAAGGUGCAAAAAGUAGCAGCUGAGAAUAAAAUACAAAGGCAGUCUAUAGAGGUAUGUACUGAACCCAAACUUGACAUGGAAAAUAACGAAGAAGAAAUAGGCAAUACAAACAUAAUUUAUGAGUGUAUACAUAUCCCUGAUUUUGACAAUGAGGAAGUAAUGGAUCAAAUAGAUAAAGACACAGAAGAAACGCUGGAUGUACCAAAGGAGAGGACAUCCCGAUCUAAAAGUACGACGGAUCCAAGAAAAAAUGCUAAACGCAUCUGUUCCACAAAUUUACCUUACAGAUCCAACAGUCUAAAAGACAAAAAUGCUAAAAAAGUGAAGAUUCUUAAUGAAAUUGCCAGUAGACGAAAUUUGAAAGAUAAUUGUCUGAAUAUCCUGGCCAACGUGAAGAUUUGA
Messenger RNA from Candidula unifasciata, 1899 nucleotides. The record is from the annotation of a GenBank genome assembly. NCBI's taxonomy places the organism in Eukaryota, Metazoa, Mollusca, Gastropoda, Stylommatophora, Geomitridae.